Messenger RNA from Cherax quadricarinatus, 463 nucleotides. The record is from RefSeq and is a predicted model, not a curated record. Lineage: Eukaryota; Metazoa; Arthropoda; Malacostraca; Decapoda; Parastacidae.
GGUCUUGUCAAGGUAACGAAGGAAAUCGCCACGAAGAGGGUGAUAGCUGGAUUGAUUUCAAAAUUCCUGCAUGAAUUGCUCCUGCACCGAGGGUAACGUUAACUGCGUCAAGAUAGACUGUGGUCCCCUGCCGGAACGGGAGUGUGACCCACAUAAGCUUCCAGGAGAGUGUUGUCCAAGGUGUCACCCGCAAGAAAGUAAAAUUACACUUGAUGGCUGUGUGGAUCAUGCGGGCAUGAUGCACAAGUUUGGAGAAAGAUGGGUGGACCCAGUUAACGCCUGUAUAGAAUAUUUAUGUGGCAGACUAGGCUUCAUACAGCAGUUCAAAUUGUGCUAAUGUGAGCCUUGCCGUCCUUCACUGAUAAUACGAAGGUCAUUGUAAAUUCUGUUUGUGAAUAUUGGAUAGUGAAAUUUCAUUCUUUUCUCUGUGAAGUCUGUAUCCAUGUGGUUUUUAUUUUUUUUA